GGGAGUGAGCACCGGCACCGAGUGUCUAUCCAGAUUUACAUUUAGAUAUCUCUAAAUUGGUCAUGUGGUAGAUGCUGCAUAUUAGUCGUGAAGCAGACUAGGUGGCUUAUUUUUUGAAGGUGUGAAGCGUAGCUUGGGACGUUGAAUCAUUUUUGCUUCACUUACCGGUUCUUUUUUGCUGUUUCACCCAUUCGACCGAUCGCUGACAGACGACACUAUUGGAGCACCGGGAUACGUUUAGAGCACCUUCACUGAAGCGCUGCGUUCCGAUCUUACAUUCCUGCGGAUUUUUUAUUUUUACUAUUUUCAGGAUUUCAUACAAAGGGACCCUUGCUGAUUUGCCAGGACGCCGUCAGACUCCUCUCUAAAGGUCAAGGAUGGCGGUGGCUGUGUGUGUAGCUGGUCUGCAGGCUGUCCUGUCUCUGCUCCUGCUUGGUAUGAGCGAGGCAUCCUCCAUAGUGAACAUGCGUAGAGUCACCCACCCUACCAUACGAGAGCCCCUGGCUGGCAUCGCCCACCUCCCCUGCGUCUUCACCCUCCAGCCCAGUGAGCUCAGCCCUUCCAGCCAGCCUCCCCACAUCCAGUGGACCCGAACCUGGAUACCGCAGGGUGGAGAGGGGGGUCCACUGGAGCAGAUGGUUCUCUCAGCGAAGGGUGAUAUGGUGAAGGUGAAUAAGCCUUUCGCUGGCCAGGUCAGGUUGCUUGGAUAUGCUGCUAACAACCUAAAUGCUACCAUGGAGAUCUCAGGCCUCCGUAGCAACGACACAGGCACCUACCAUUGUCAGAUUGUGGUUGCAGAUGACUACGAGCGAGACAUAGUGCCCCUUGUGGUCACAGGUGUGGUAUUCCAUUACUGGUCUCCUAGCGACCGUUACGCCCUCUCAUUUGAUGACGCUAAGUGGGCCUGUCAGGAGAACUCCGCCCUCAUCGCCACGCCCAACCAGCUGUGGGCAGCAUUCCAUGACGGUUACUCCAACUGUGCUGCCGGAUGGCUCUCUGACCAGACUGUCCGCUAUCCUAUCCAGUCACCAGAGCUUGGUUGCUAUGGACACCAGGAAUACUCAUCUGGUGUGAGGAAUUAUGGGAAAAGAGAUGCUAAUGAGCUGUUCGAUGUCUACUGUUUCAGCAGGGAACUGGAGGGUGAGGUAUUUCAUUCCUGGGUUCCUGGGCGUCUGUCUCUGUCCUCUGCCUCAGAACGCUGCGUCUCCCUGGGGGGACAAUUAGCCACGGUGGGACAGCUCUACCUGGCCUGGAGGACAGGGCUGGACGUCUGUGCUCCAGGCUGGCUCUCUGACGGCAGUGUCCGCUACCCUAUCACCCAGCCCAGGCAGGGCUGUGGAGGGGACCAGCCAGGGGUCCGGACCGUUGUACCCAACACCAAUGGAACCACAACUAGCAGCGGAUCAGCCAAUGCUACGGAUGCCAUACCACUCUAUGACGCCUAUUGCUACAGAGGGAACGUGAAGAAGCCAGGACCCAUCUCUAGGAUCUACACGUCUUUGUGGAAGCCUUGGAGCCAGCUGACCGGCUCCAGCCACUCAGACAACCUGGGAACAGACAGUCCUGCCCUGGCUACUGAGACCGCCAGCGGCACACCGACCACCGUCACAGAGAGCCAUAACCUUUCACCAUCUGAUGACCUCACACCCUCAAACUGGACCGGAUUGGUUGAUCUGGAGAAAGAGGCCCACUCUUCCACAGAUCCCUGGUCCUCAGAGUCCUCUGAGGGGUAUGUCACCCUGCAGUUGAGCCCAGGAGAGAGCUCUCUAGCCUGGGGAGACCUGGGAGACAUGGACCCUGACUCUGGAGCUUUCCUCAGACCUCCAGCCACACCCAGCCCCAGCCCAAGUACUACCACUCAGGAAGAACUAUCACCCUCGACCCCAGCUGACAGAAAGGUGAUGGCCAAGAUAGUGAAGUCCAUGUGGAAGCCGUGGAACUACCUGGCAGAAGGUACCCCAGGUACAGGCAGUCCAGAGGGGGAGAGAAAGGGAAGUGCAGCAGGGACUCUGACAGACAGUGUGGCUGUACCCACCGGCUCUCCUGCUCCAGGUUUAUCCUCAUGGGGUGGUGGGUGGUGGGAUGGCUCAGGACUGGGGGACCUAGAUGAUACCCCACCCACUGGUGAGCCGUCGUCCUCCGCUGGUGAGCCGUCGUCCUCCGCUGGUGAGCCGUCGUCCUCCGCUGGUGAGCCGUCGUCCUCCGCUGGUGAGCCGUCGUCCUCCGCUGAUGAGCCGUCGUCCUCCGCUGGUGAGCCGUCAUCCUCCGCUGGUGAGCCGUCGUCCUCCGCUGGUGAGCCGUCGUCCUCCGCUGAUGAGCCGUCGUCCUCCGCUGGUGAGCCGUCAUCCUCCGCUGGUGAGCCGUCGUCCUCCCCUGGUGAGCCGUCGUCCUCCCCUGGUGAGCCGUCGUCCUCCCCUGGUGUGCCGUCGUCCUCCCCUGGUGUGCCGUCGUUCUCCCCUGGUGUGCCGUCGUCCUCCCCUGGUGUGCCGUCGUCCUCUCCUGGUGAGCCGUCGUCCUCCCCUGGUGUGCCGUCGUCCUCCCCUGGUGAGCCGUCGUCCUCCCCUGGUGUGCCGUCGUCCUCCCCUGGUGUGCCGUCGUCCUCCCCUGGUGUGCCGUCGUCCUCCCCUGGUGUGCCGUCGUCCUCCCCUGGUGAGCCGUCAUCCUCCCCUGGUGUGCCGUCGUCCUCCGCUGGUGAGCCGUCGUCCUCCCCUGGUGAGCCAUCAGCCUCCCCAGCCCUGCUCACCUCUACCCCUGCCACAGAGAACCAGUCCUCUGCCUCCACCUCCACCACUGGAGGGUGGGAGGCUAUCCCAGACACAUGGGUCCAAGUGACCCCAUCAAUAGGUGUGACCUCACCCCAGCCGGGUUAUAGGAGAAUGGAAGAGGUUACCACUAGUACCACUAGAGCAGAUAGCAUAGCCACCGCUGGGAGCGGGAGAGCGAUGGUGAAAGAGGAGGAAGGCAGUGCUCUGGGGGCAUCCGACGAGGCCAGAGGGGAGAUCCAGUUUACCGGUAUCCCCGUUGGAACAACCAAACCCAAACUCAGGGUCCCUCCAUCCAACAACAGAACCAUGAGGAGGAACCAGUCACUAGCCAGUAGCAGCACAACCCAACCCGCAGUCAGCAGCUCCACAGCUGGGUCAGACAGCAGAGACUCUUCCCCUCCAUUCAGACCAGGUGCUGGAGCUCCAGCCCCUCCACCCUCAGCCUCAGUCAGCCAGGGCAGCUCCAGUGUGGCAUCUCCGUCCAUAUCCUGGGUCCCCACGGAGAGAGCUGGGGAGUGGGGUGGCGAGGGGCUGGAGAGAGAGCCCCUGGAGGUGCCCUCCGAACCACCAGUGGAGGAGGAGACAGCCUUUUCUCACUCACUCGGCUCUGGGUUGCCUAGCAACAUGGACGAGGAAGGUGGCAGAGGUGCCGGAUUCAACCAAAGCAACGGAACUCUGGACUCCGCUGGUGAGGAGGAGCCCUGUGUGACCAACCCGUGUGUACAUGAAGGGAAGUGUCUACCUCAGGGCAAGGGCUACAGCUGUUACUGCCCACAGGGCUUCACAGGGGAGAACUGUGAGAUCGACGUGGAUGACUGCCAGUCCAACCCGUGUCUCAACGGAGGCACCUGCAUCGACAAGAUCGACUCAUUCAUCUGCCUCUGUCUGCCCAGCUACGCAGGAGACACCUGUGAGAAGGAUGUUGAGGGUUGUGAGCAUGGAUGGAGGAAGUUCCAUGGCCACUGCUACAGGUACUUCUCUCACAGACACACCUGGGAGGAUGCAGAGAAGGACUGCAGAGAGCAGAGCGCCCACCUCAGCAGUAUCACCUCGGUCACCGAGCAGGAGUUCAUCAAUGGGCUGGGCCAUGAUAACGCCUGGAUCGGCCUGAAUGAUCGCACAGUGGAGGAGGACUUCCAGUGGACUGACGCCAAUGACCUGGUGUAUGAAAACUGGAGGGAGAGCCAGCCUGAUAACUUCUUUGCGGGCGGAGAGGACUGUGUGGUGACCAUCGCUCAUGAGGAGGGCAAGUGGAAUGACGUGCCCUGCAACUAUAACCUGCCCUACAUCUGCAAAAAAGGCACAGUGCUGUGUGGAACCCCGCCCGCUGUGGAGAAUGCCCAUCUGAUUGGCCGUCGGCGGUCCCAUUAUGACAUCCAUGCGGUGGUGCGUUAUCAGUGUGCCGAAGGUUUCUACCAGCGCCACAUCCCCACCGCGCGUUGCCGGGCCGAUGGCACCUGGGACCGGCCCAAGAUCAUCUGCACAAAGUCUCGGAGAUCCCACCGGUACCGCCGCAACCACCGCCACAGCCAGCGCCGGGAGCGUAGGAACCACAGGAGAUACGGAGGAGAGGCACACAUGGAGAGGGGAGAGGACACACACAGCCAAUACUGAACCAAAUACUACACCUCCCACAAUGCUCUGCGCCUGACCGCUGACCUAUCCUGGGGCUGAGGGGAUCAACCCCUCGAAAUGGACAGUAGUUGACAUCUGAACGUUCUCUUUUCCUGACCUAUUUCAGUCUCUAUCUUUGGAUUGAAAUCUCACUUGAGAUACUGUAUGUGUGCAAAACUUUAACUUUCAUGCAAAUGACCGAUUGACAUCAGUGCAAAAAAGGUUCUGUGUUAGGCACCCAUAUCUCAUGUUUUGGAUUUGUCCUUUUUUUGUUGAUUUUGUUUAACCCAUGUCCAUUACUUACAACAGUAAUAGUCUCUCUCUCUCUCGCUAACACGGUCGCUAAUACUGUAACUUAGAAACAGAAAAUCCUUGGCAUGUCUAUGAAUAACCUAUUCUCACUGUUGAAACAUAAAUACAGUGAUGUGAUAAAUACAGUGUGUGUGUGUGUGUGUGUGUGUGUGUGUGUGUGUGUGUGUGUGUGUGUGUGUGUGUGUGUGUGUGUGUGUGUCUGUUCAUGCGUGUGUAUGUGUGUGAGAGAAAGUGUGUAUCCUAUGCGAGUGUGUUUUUAUAAGUUUGAAGCUUGUUCUACAUCUCAGAACAUCCUAAUGUUUGUGUUCUGUUUAUAAAGCACAGAUUUAAUUAAUAAGUUAGCUAGUUAGCUUUCAGUCCCAAUUAACCCAGAGCUUUUGUCUGUAUCCUGUACUUGUUAUGUUCCCUUAGGGCUCCUGAAUAGUAGGGCUGUUUUAUUAUUCAACUUAUGUGCCAUUUUUUAAUAUUUGCUAACUUUUCAUGUCACGUCACUAUUUAUUAUGGACUAGUUAAUACAGUGCCUUGCGAAAGUAUUCGGCCCCCUUGAACUUUGCGACCUUUUGCCACAUUUCAGGCUUCAAACAUAAAGAUAUAAAACUGUAUUUUUUUGUGAAGAAUCAACAACAAGUAUUUGUAUCCAAUUUGUAAGUCGCUCUGGAUAAGAGCGUCUGCUAAAUGACUUAAAUGUAAUGUAAAUGUAAGUAGGACACAAUCAUGAAGUGGAACGACAUUUAUUGGAUAUUUCAAACUUUUUUAACAAAUCAAAAACUGAAAAAUUGGGCGUGCAAAACUAUUCAGCCCCUUUACUUUCAGUGCAGCAAACUCUCUCCAGAAGUUCAGUGAGGAUCUCUGAAUGAUCCAAUGUUGACCUAAAUGACUAAUGAUGAUAAAUACAAUCCACCUGUGUGUAAUCAAGUCUCCGUAUAAAUGCACCUGCACUGUGAUAGUCUCAGAGGUCCGUUAAAAGCGCAGAGAGCAUCAUGAAGAACAAGGAACACACCAGACAGGUCCGAGAUACUGUUGUGAAGAAGUUUAAAGCCGGAUUUGGAUACAAAAAGAUUUCCCAAGCUUUAAACAUCCCAAGGAGCACUGUGCAAGCGAUAAUAUUGAAAUGGAAGGAGUAUCAGACCACUGCAAAUCUACCAAGACCUGGCCGUCCCUCUAAACUUUCAGCUCAUACAAGAAGAAGACUGAUCAGAGAUGCAGCCAAGAGGCCCAUGAUCACUCUGGAUGAACUGCAGAGAUCUACAGCUGAGGUGGGAGACUUAAGGGGGCUGAAUAAUUUUGCACGCCCAAUUUUUCAGUUUUUGAUUUGUUAAAAAAGUUUGAAAUAUCCAAUAAAUGUCGUUCCACUUCAUGAUUGUGUCCCACUUGUUGUUGAUUCUUCACACAAAAAUACAGUUUUAUAUCUUUAUGUUUGAAGCCUGAAAUGUGGCAAAAGGUCGCAAAGUUCAAGGGGGCCGAAUACUUUCGCAAGGCACUGUAUAUGUUGAUUUUUUUUGUUUACAUAAUCCAACAAGGCAAUGUAAUACCUGUUUUCUUUAAUGUACCAUUCUCUUACAAUCAAAAUGUGUUAACCAAAAAACAAGUUAACCCUUUGAUUGCCUGUACUGUACUGUAAAUACUGUGGUUUUUGUUUGUUAUUGACUGACACCUGAUUGAUACGUGACCCGUGUCCAGCCAUGUGUCUCCCAUCGGCAUCUCAACUAAUAUUCUAAAACAGCCCCAUCGAUCUAAAUGGAAUAAAAUAGGAUAGAUUGAAGUACUACGGACUGAGACAAAACAUUCCCAAGAUAUCUACUCGAUCGCCAAUAGACCCAGUCUUUGCACGGCUCCAAUAUGUGAUGGGUAGGAUGCCAUGAAUCUGGUCCUUGAUUGGUCUUCACCCCUUUUUUGGUGUUGUUAUGAUGUCCUGUCCAGCUGUUGUGUUCCAUUCUUAAUAAAGCUAAAAAAAAAAAAAAA
Messenger RNA from Oncorhynchus nerka (sockeye salmon), 6653 nucleotides. RefSeq names its product neurocan core protein-like. The transcript has 20 exons. Gene Ontology annotation, cellular component: synapse; perineuronal net. Lineage: Eukaryota; Metazoa; Chordata; Actinopteri; Salmoniformes; Salmonidae. The record is from RefSeq and is a predicted model, not a curated record. Gene Ontology annotation, biological process: cell adhesion; skeletal system development; central nervous system development. The coding region runs from base 378 to 4379 and encodes 1333 amino acids. Gene Ontology annotation, molecular function: calcium ion binding; hyaluronic acid binding.